GUCUUGCUCCUUUGGUCUAUUUGUCAGAUGAAUGCCAUAAUUUAUUGGCAAUAAAGUUUUGGGCCGAUCUUAAUGAGGACAUUAUUAAAGCUCACACAUUAAUUGCUGCAAGCAACCUCCAGUGGCGACCAGAAGCCAAAUCAGGAAUUCCUAUUUUAUUUGCUGGAGAUUUUUCCAGGUUUUCUGCCAGUCCAAAGGAGGGCCAUUUUCAAGAGCUAUUCCACAAAAUGAAAAAUACUAUCGAGAAUAUUGGUAUGUUUUGCAAUGAUGCAGAAAACAAACUUAUGCAUAUACUUAAUGCAAACGGUCCCAAGUUGUCCACCCCGACUAAAGACUAUGCUUCAGAGCCACACACUGCUCAAACAGUCCUUGGCAUGGGAAAUAAAUUUCUGAUGUCUUCUCCCAGUAGUGAGAUGAAUUACCAGAGUCCUUUAUCACUUCGUAAGCCAAAAGAGAAGUCUGUUUCCACACCUGGAUCAGCCCAAAUGAUUUCAAAGCCUUAUUGUAAAGGGGAGAAAGAGAUGGAUGACCCAAAAAGCUGCAAGAAGAGAAAAGCUUUGGAUUUUUUGAGUAGACUGCCUUUACCUCCGCCUGUCAGUCCCAUUUGUACAUUUGUUUCUCCAGCUGCACAGAAGGCCUUUCAGCCACCACGGGCUUGCGGCACCAAAUACGAAACACCUAUAAAGAAGAAAGAGUUGAAUUCUCCUCAGAUGACUCCACUUAAAUUUAAUGACCUUUCCCUUUUGGAAAGUGAUUCAAUAGCAGACGAAGAACUCGCAUUGAUAAACACUCAAGCCCUUUUGUCGGGUCUGGCAGGAGAAAAUCAACUUAUGUCUCUCGGUGACUCCCCUAAGACUGCUCCCGAGAGCUCAAAAGAUUAUCUGAGGCAGAAAAGGCAUUCUGCUGCAUCUGGGGUCACAGGAUACGGGAGCCCCCAGGCCCGCACCGAAGAGUGGGAGACCGAUGUGCAGGACGCAAGUACAGUGAAAAGGGCAUCUAUGAGACUGCAAAGGCGACAGAAACAAAAAUGA
Molecule: messenger RNA, 1031 nt
Organism: Odobenus rosmarus divergens (Pacific walrus)
Lineage: Eukaryota; Metazoa; Chordata; Mammalia; Carnivora; Odobenidae
Product: breast cancer type 2 susceptibility protein homolog
Exons: 3
Biological process (GO): regulation of DNA-templated transcription; double-strand break repair via homologous recombination
Cellular component (GO): nucleus
Source: RefSeq, a predicted model, not a curated record